Molecule: messenger RNA, 1597 nt
Organism: Stylophora pistillata
Lineage: Eukaryota; Metazoa; Cnidaria; Anthozoa; Scleractinia; Pocilloporidae
Product: carbonic anhydrase 1
Cellular component (GO): plasma membrane
Molecular function (GO): zinc ion binding; carbonate dehydratase activity
Source: RefSeq, a predicted model, not a curated record
AAUCCAUAAUCACCUUCGGUGGAUAGUUAUUACAGCUCAGCACCAUUGUGGCUUUUCACUGUGGAACGAAUUCAUCCUGAGAACUUCUGAUUCAAACGAAAAAUAAGCAAAAUCAACAAACCAUGGCCAAAUUUCUGUUCUUAGCAUUCAUUGGUCUUACUGGAAUUUCUAUCGGCUUAGGAACCGACAGCUGGAGCUACUGCAGUAAUUGUGCCGAUGGCCCGUUGAGAUGGACUGGUGACUGCGCCUCUGGGAAAAGCCAAUCUCCCAUAGACAUUUCCUUGGCUAAUGCAACCUACAAGUCGUUCUCAGCCUGGAACUGGAAAAACUACGGAAGUACACUCUCGACUAAGUUCACUCAACAGAACACUGGCUCUGCUCUGCAGGUGAACCUACCAGAUAAAAAGUUCUUCGUCAGUGGUGGAGGUCUUGUAGGAAACUACACCACCGCUCAAUUUCACCUUCACUGGGGACCCGACAAUGGACAAGGUUCAGAGCACACUCUGAAUGGCGAACAGUUUGCUGCAGAGAUCCAUUUUGUCAGCUACAAUGUCAAAUACCCAAACUUGACCUACGCCGCCGCGCAGCCUGAUGGUUUGGCUGUCCUUGGUGUCUUCAUCGAGGUGGGAAGUGCAAAUUCCGCUUACGACAAAUUCCUCAAAUAUACCUCAAAAGUUGUCAAUGGAAACACAACUGCAAGCAUUGCACCUUUUCCUCUCUCUCCUCUUUUCCCAUCCAACACGAGCAAGUUCUACAGGUACCAAGGCUCCCUAACAACGCCGGGAUGUUUGGAGUCUGUCACAUGGACAGUCUUCCACGAUUCCGUAAAGAUAUCCGCAUCUCAGGUUGCUGCCAUGCGCAGUUUGAUGAUGAACGACACUGACUACAUUGGGUUGAACUACCACCCGACCCAGGCCCUUAACAUACGCACUGUGUAUGCGAGCUUCGAUGUUUCACCUGCCACAGAAACUCCGACGGUUGCUGAUUCAGCAGCUGGUGUCAAGAUGACCACGGGCCUGUUGCUGUUGAUGUUAAUCGGUGCUCUAUUCUAUAAUUAAGAUGGCUACUUCGCAUACACCUGACGCCAAUUGACUAAGACUUCCUGUACAGUUAAUGUGUGGUAUCACCUAAGAUAUAUGGUUGUGAUCAAUGACAGGGGAUUUUUGUUAAAUAAGGUUGGUGUAUGCACACACUCUUGGAAGAAACUGAAGGAGAAAACAGCAGCAAAUUUCAUAUCGCUUAUAUCCGCAAGAAGCCCUCCAAAAGAUAACCUUUCUGAUCAUUUGACAAAAACGGCCAUCUAAACAUGACUUCUGAAGAAGGUUCCUUUUUGUAGAACUGAAAAAACAUGACUACGCUGCUAAUCUCCCGAUUUCUCCUUGUACUGUGUACACCAGCCUUAUUGAUUCGUUAUUGUCUCUACUAUAAUUUUUAAGCCAACGGAAUCUUGUUUUUAUGAUUUGGUGCUGUAUUUAAAGUGUCAAACAGUGAUCCAAACUAUUUACCACCAUCAGUGUGAACGACAUUUUGUGGACUUUCGAACCGAUUAAAACCGUUCAGUGUGCGAUUCGAAAUUAAUAAAAAUUUUUUUGUCUAA